Molecule: messenger RNA, 7118 nt
Organism: Grus americana (Whooping crane)
Lineage: Eukaryota; Metazoa; Chordata; Aves; Gruiformes; Gruidae
Gene: SYNPO
Product: synaptopodin
Exons: 3
Coding region: 2763-5540 (925 amino acids)
Biological process (GO): modification of dendritic spine; positive regulation of actin filament bundle assembly; spine apparatus assembly
Cellular component (GO): spine apparatus; nucleus; stress fiber
Molecular function (GO): actin binding
Source: RefSeq, a predicted model, not a curated record
CUACAGAAAUUGGCCGGGCGGGUGUCGGUUUCGGGGCUCGGGGCAUGGGAGGCACAGCCGGGGGACGUGGGGGGACGUGGAGGUCCCCCCCCGCGGGUCGGCAGGGUCAAACCUCCCAGCUCUGCAGAGCGUCUUCCCAGGCGAUGUCCCCUGUCCCCCCCCCCCCGGCAGGGACGUGAUCUCCCCUGGCCGUGCCACCCCACACUGGAGACACAAGGUCUGUCCCUCCAGCUUGGCAGCCAGGGGGAUGGAUCCCUUACGGGUUGUGCAAGGGACAGGCGAAGGCCCAGUUUCGUUCCGCUCCCCUCCCCACUUUGUCCAUCCGACGGGGACAAGCCGAGCCAGAUGACCUUCUCUUGCCAGGCCAGCGCCUCCGGCUCAUGGCACCAGCCCCGGCAGGGCUGUCACCGGGGUCCCGGCAGCCCAGGAUGUGUCGCGGCGAGGCUGAGCACUGGUGGGCACAGGGGGGCUGGGACUCACUUGCCAGGCGGGAUGGGGUCCCUGUGGUACCCGGCCGUGGGAUGGACUGGCUCUGCUGCGCUACAGGCAGAUGGAUGGCGGGGCAGCCUGGAGGAGGUCUGCCCGGCUCCAGCCUGCUUUUGCAAAGCUUAAAAGCUUAAUUUUGGUUGACUGGGGGAAGGUGCUGCCAUCACUUUUGCAGUAGCAGCAGCCUCCUCUUCCCCAGUGCAGAUGCGUGCAGGGCUGGGGCUGCUCGCUGCAUCCCCUUGGCUUGGAGUGGCCCAGGGAAGCAGGGCUGGGGCAGCCAGCCCACAGUAAAAUUUAACACCCACCCAGCCCCUUCUCCUCCUCCUCCCGGGUGGGAGAAGGGUGUCCCAGGGCUUGUUGCUUGGAGACUGCGAGGCCAUUUUCUGCAGGAUUUGGGUGCUGAGAGCCGGGCAAGGCAGGGGCACGGCUGCGAGCCGGGAGGAGCGUGGGGGAACAAACAGCUCCAAAUCCAGCAAAGCCCUUGCGAACAGAGCGCAGGGAAAACUUGCAAGCGCAUCGAAUUUUCUCGCUGUGCCAGAUUUUGUCACUGGCAAAGGCACUCGCGAGGAGAGGCCCAGCACGGUGUACCCUGCCAGGCAGGCAAGGUUGCUCCCACCAUGGCACCCACUGCUUGAGCCGGGGCUUUUCGGGUCUGCGGGGCCAGCAUGGAUAAAAACCUCAUGGAGGUUUUAUAUCUGGGGUAUAGGAGGGUUGAAAGUUGGGAACAAGACAGAAAACAGUCAUAUUUUUAUCCAUAUGUUUGAAUCAUAUCUGUUUCUAGCUAGUCUGUGCUACCCUCCUGUUUUCCUAGCAGCAGAUUAUUUGGGAUGAUUCUGGGAGCUGGAGGGAAGCACAGACUUAAAUGUGUGUGAAUUGUUAGUGCACAUUGCAAAAAAUCCUGCACAGCUGUAGUUGGGGCAAAAGGCCAGUUGGCUUCUCUGCCAAAAAACCUGCUUACAUUUCCUCGGUGUCCAAAGACCUCAAUGUUUGGGUGAAAACACCGGAUCCCCCUCCCCAGCACCACCCGGCUGUAGAUGUGCUUUCGGGUUCAUGGCAGGGAGGUGGCAUGGCAGCGGCGUGUGUCCCUCUGGAGAGAUGGAGUUUCUCUUGGUUUAAUUCUGGGUUUUGCUGGUGGGGUUUUGCCAGCAAGAGGCACACUUUGGGUUGACUUGCCGCAGCCCAAGAAAUGGUCAGAAAGAGGGAAAAGCACCUGCACAUUACGGGUGGUGGCUGCUGUCCUGUGCGAAGGUGGAUUUGGGGUUUCUGGUCCAUGCUCUGACUGGCCCUGGACAACUCUUGGGCUGACGGGUGGCCCGGUGGGACAUCCUGAGCAUCCUCCUACGAGCUGGCCAAGGUGGGCUGCAGCAUUGGGAUGGCUGAGCAUCCAAACCAGGAGCAGGCUAGGGACAGAUUUUGGAGUCACCUGCCAGCCUUGAGUCCAAGACUUCACAUGGCCUGUUGCAUCCCGCCAGCCCCACCAGGACCCUGGUACCUGUUGGCUUCUCCAAACAAGGACUUCUCACCACCAUGCCUGGUGCUCGUGGCCACCCACACCUGCAAGGUGACAGCUUCCAAGUUGCUGUUUUUCUUCUUGUGCCAUCCCGGCCACGUCGAGACCAAUAACUUCCACUGAAUCUGUUGGCUUAGAGAGCCCUGGGGUAUCUUCCCUCCCUACAAUUUGGGACCAAAUCUCAUCUCAUUCAAGCUCCUGGAGUCCAUGUCAGGGCAGGGCGGGCCACAAGCAGGGUCUGAUACAUCCUUUGCCAUCAUUUGGGGUCAGAUGGUGGCUCUGGCCUUUGCUGGCUGGACUUCAGACGCUCUGCAGUAGUGCUGCACAGGGGGACCCAUCCUUUGCAUGGAAAGCUGAGCUGGAAGGAAUUUUUUUUUCCCAUCUGGCCAGGAGGGAAGAGCAACAAAAAUGCCUUUCAUCACCCUUGUCAUCCUUGUUCUGGAGAAGAGAGCACAGUACAUGCUGCGGGAAGGAUGACUGACAGCUCAGUAUGAAGCUGUUAAGCCCAGCACUUGGGGGAUGUUGCUGGAAGUCACCCCUGGAGCAACGGGAAACCUACAGAGCAAGUGCCUAUAUAAAUAUAUAGAUAGAGAUCUACAGGCUUUUCUGGCUGGAGCUGAAGUGCAUUGCACCGAAAUAGCACUCAGGGGCUGGCUGUUCCCAUGUGUCGGGAGUCCAGCGAUCCUGUGGGGCACAGGGAGCAUCUCCUUCCCCUGCAUCCCUGGACCGCAGGGCUGGGGGCUACGGGGGACUCCCCAGCGCAGGGAUGCAGCAGCGGAGAGGGCUGGCGGGGCUGGAUUCAUUGUUCUUGGAAGAAGCCAGGACAUUUGGAGAGGAGAGACGUUUCCUUCCUGAAGGGCAGUGUGAUGGUCUCUCCCGCAGCGCUAGCCUCUCCGAGAAGGAGCUGAAGGAGGCGAAGGCGCAGAGCCAGAGGAUUGCGGCGCAGCUCACCACGGCGCCCGGCCCCAGCUCCAAGGGCGUCCUGCUCUUCAACCGCCGCAAGCAGCGUGUCGACGGGCUCGCUGGGGCCGGGCAUGGCAGAGGGCUACCGCUGAGCCCCGCGCCCCGGCCUCGGCAAGCAGCCAUGGAGGAGGGCGAGGGGCAGAGGAUGAAGCUGGAGCCCAACCAGCCUGACAUCCCGGGAGAGGUGCUGCAGGCAAACGCCUCCCCAUGCCGGGAGUCGCCUGCCGAAGCCCAGCAGGUCCCACUUAGCAUCUACCUGAAGGAGAAUAUGUCAUCAGCCACCACCAACGGCGUGCAGGAGCAGGUGGCCAGAGGGAUGGAGAGCGGGGUGGGGGGGCUCAGGGAUGCGGGAGCCCCUGCGGGGCCGAGCACGGCAGCUCUCGCUCUGCCGCAGAGCCCCGAGGAGGGGAAGAACGGUGAGGUGCCUGGCGAGGUGCCCAGCGCGCCAGCGGGGACGGCCACGGGGAUGGCAUCCCCAGCCAGCCGGGAGCAGAACGGGGCACGGGGCCGGCAGUACUACGAGGUCCAUCUCACCCUGGCCAAGCCCAAACCCGUGAAGAACCGGACGGCCAGACCCUUUGGCACCCAGACAUCCCCCACCAGUGGCCAGCCCGCAGAGGGAGCCCCCGCUGCCCGGCUGCCCCCGCCACCCACCUACGCGGAGACCCUGAGCAGCCCCCCGCCGCUCACCCGCGUCCGCUCGCCCCCCGCCUACUCGGCCCUGUACCCCCCCCGGGAGCAGAAGAUGCUGCCAGGUGCCCCCCUGAGCUGCGGGGUGAGCGGACCGAACCCCCUGCCCAAAACAGGGAUCCUAGAGGAGUCGGCUGCUCGGAGAGCCAGCAAAAAGUCCAUGUUCACCUUCGUCGAGAAGCCGAAGCUGGGCCCCAACCCCGAUCUGCUGGACCUGGUCCAGAGCGCAGACAGCAGGAAGAAGCAGAAGGAGCAGGGGGAGCCUGGUGCCGAGGACGAGCCCUUUGCCCUCGGGGCUGAAGCUGCCAACUUUGUCCCCAACAGUGUGGCCAGGGGCGGGCAGCACCUCCCGCCGCCGGCUGACGAUGCUCCAGCGUGGUCCUCCUGCCUCAAGUCCCCCACCAUCCAGCCCAAGCCGAAGCCGCAGCCCAGCCACAACCUCAGCGAAGCGAGAGGGAAAGGGGCCGAGCUCUUUGCCCGCCGGCAGUCCAGGAUGGAGAAGUUCAUCAUUGAGGCUCCCUCCCAGCCCGAGCUGCUGCGGUCCCCAUCACCCACCAUGUCCCUGCCUCCCUCCUGGAAGUACGAUGCCAAUGCUUGCCUGUCACCCAUGGUCUCCAGACACCCCUCUAAGAGUCCCUCCAGGCCCGCCAAAACCCCCCCAGCAUCUCUGUAUGGUGGCAACCUGAUGGAGAAUGAGGUCUCUCAGAAGGAGCUAGAGAUCUCCAAGCACCAGCCCUACCAGCUCCAGUCUUCACUCUUCAUCCUCUCCCCAUCUAAGGGGCCAGCAAGGUCCAUGCCCCGGGAGAUGCCUCCGCCCAGACCCUCUCUUCCUGAUGCCUACCCCUACCUGCAGCAAACCUCCUGCCCGACCUCUCCGUUGCCUCCUUCCCCUGUUUGGCAUCCCCCCACUGUGCCCGGCGCUGGCCAGACCACCUCCAGCCCCCUCCCCAGCACCGCCGGGGCUCUGCCCCUGACCCACGGCAGCCGUGCCAGUCCUGGAGCCGAGGUACUGCUGGCCUCCCCGUGCCGCCUGCUGCCGCCCCGAGCAAAGGGGGGCUUCCAGGCGCCCCGGCCCUCCUACUCCACCAGGAACGCCGGCAUCGAGCCGCAGGAAAGGCGGCCGUCCCUCCCCACCUCACCCACCUGGACACCCCGGCUGGCGUGGCGCCCGGGCAGCCUGGACGGCUGGGCCAGCCCGGCCUCGGUGCCUGAGCUGGAUGAGGGACCCCCCAUGUCCCCUCCAUGGAGUGAGCGGUCCCUGUCCCCGCUGCGACAGGACGCCGACCCCCGGGCCAGCCGGCAGAUGCAAGCACGGCUCGCCAGGAACAUCAUCAACGCUGCCCGGAGGAAAAGCUCCUCUCCCAAAGCCGUGGGGCCGGAGGGCUCCCGGCCCUUCACCCCCAUCCCCGCCGGCCCCCCCAGCCUGCCCCAGUCCCCCCGGCUGGUGCGGGCAGAGGGCUCCAGAGCCCCGGCACUGCAGGCCACCAGCAGCGUGCUGGGGAGCCUGGGCAGCCCCUCAUCCACCCACAAAAGCCCCCUGCGAUCGCCCAGGGCGGACGGCCCCCAAUUUUGUCCCUCCCCUGGGAUGCCCCGAGCCACCUGGGCAGAGGGUCACCGGCUCCUGCUGCCACCCGGGAUGUCCUCCUGCCCCGUCCCCGGGCUGUCCCCCUGCCCCAAGAGCCCCCUGCCAUCCCCCGUGGUGGGCGGGCGGUCCCUGGCCAAGCGCUGCACCUCCCGGUCCCCCACGGACUCGGAUGUCUCCCUCGACUCCGAAGAUUCGGGGGCCAAGAGCCCGGGCAUCCACAGCUUCAACCUCUGCCCCCGGGGCUGGACCGGCAGCCUGCGGCUGAAGCCAGGGGGGCUGCCCUCGGGGGCCCCCUGCACCUCCUAGACAAGCCAGCCCUGGCUGGGGUCACCCUCUCCCUGGCCCUGCCAGCCUGGGCAAUGCCACCCGAUGCCCCCCCCACCGGGAACACCCCAACCCUGGAGGCUGCGUCCCUGCUCCCUGGGGGGGGCUGCCGCGGCCCCUCGGCGUGCCGGUGGGGUCAGGUGCUUCCCGCCUGCCCGCCAUCCCACGGCCCCCGCUCUAUUUUUACCACCCUAACCUUUCGGAGCAGGACUGCCUGGUCAGCAGGCAGAGCAGGCAGAGCAGGCAGCAGGGGGGAGCCAGCGCCCGGCACGGCCCUCUCCCUCCACAGCCCCCUCAAUGGAGCAGGGGUGGGGACAGGCCCAGUGGUCCCCUGCGAGCCCCCUGUCCCCAGCGCCGGGAGGUCCCAGACCCCAGCACCCCACAGCUCUGCUUUCCCGGGUGGCACGGCCGGUGCUGCUGCCCGCAGGGUCACCGCACACCUGGCAGGGGUGGGCAGUGCCGAGUGGGUGCCGCGGCCGGGGCACCCUCUCCCAGCCUCUCCCAGCUUCUAGAUCUGGCUGCUUUCAACUGAAACCAGAUUUGGGGGAGGAAAAGUUAAUUUUUUUAUUCCAGCCCCCAGUCCCCCAGGUCUUCGUUGCCUUCUUUUUUACUUUUGAUCCUUUCUCAAAGAAAUUCCCCCAAAUCCUUCCCCGGUGACCAAAAAGAGCCAAAGUUAUUUAUUGCCACAUCAAGGGGACCGUUUACAGGUGCCCUCCCAUCCUGCCCAGGCAAACACGAGGGACAGCCCCAUCCUGUCCCCUGUCACUGUCCCCAUCCCCAGGCUCACCCCAUCCCUGUCCCCACCCCUGCGGGAUGGAGGGACACAGGGGGACCAGCGAGCCCUGUGGCAGCCGGGGAUGGUGGGUGGAUGUGGGGGAAUGCGGGGGUGGGUGAAGGAAGCGGUACAGGUUGCAGAGGGUUUGAAGGAGGUGUUGGUGCAGGAGGCAAUGCUGAGAGUGUCUUGGGGACAGGGUGGUGUCCCCAUGGAGAGCUGCUCAGGGCCAGCACCCUGCAAGGGGCUGGGGGAGCAGGCAAAUGCCCCCCGAGGGCAGCAAUGUCAGAGAGAAGCUCAGGGGGGUGAUGGGGAGAAGAGGGCGUCAGGGUGGACACAGUUACAUGGCAGAGCCUGGGGACAGCAGUGGGUGCCGAGGAGGGCAACGGGUCCCCAAAGCAUUUGUCCCCACCCAGGGGUGAGUGGGAGCAGUCAGGGUUCCAGGAGAUGCUGUGGCGGUGAUGCAGCCACCUGCCCAGGGGACACAGCCUUGGUGCCAGUAAGACCAACAUGGAGAAAGGAGGAUGUGCUUGGGCUGCUGGGGCUCUGGCACGUUCCCCAUUCAAGGAGCCCCUGUCACCCCUUCCCUUUCCCCAGGACGCACCGUUGCAGCCAGCACAUCCCUGUUCCCCGGGGGUCCCCCUGCCCUGCAGUCUGCCCUUCCCAGCACACAGCCCCCCCUCGCUCACCAGCCACCACGACCCGCCUUUGCCACACAGUUGUAUACCCAGCUCAGAAAUAAACUGCCGUUAUCCCACCCAGCCUGGCCUGCCUGGCUCCGAUCUGUC